Molecule: messenger RNA, 2340 nt
Organism: Silurus meridionalis
Lineage: Eukaryota; Metazoa; Chordata; Actinopteri; Siluriformes; Siluridae
Gene: ddx5
Product: DEAD (Asp-Glu-Ala-Asp) box helicase 5
Exons: 13
Coding region: 151-2031 (626 amino acids)
Biological process (GO): alternative mRNA splicing, via spliceosome
Cellular component (GO): ribonucleoprotein complex; nucleus; cytoplasm
Molecular function (GO): RNA helicase activity; ATP binding; RNA binding
Source: RefSeq, a predicted model, not a curated record
UCGGUCGAGGGCGCGUUACUGCCGGCAUUGAAGACGCCAUCACUGCUGAUCCAGGAAGGAGUGAGGCAUCAAAUUCGGUCCAUAGUCAUAUUUUAUUGUAUUUUUUUUUAUUUAUUAGAGUAUUCAUUUGUUAACCUCGUUCGUUAAAAAAUGCCCGGAUAUUCUGACAGAGACCAAAACCGCGACCGAAGGGGUUAUGGCAACAGUUACAGCAGCGGCCCUCCGCGGUUUGGUGGGAGUCGAAAUGGUCCACCUUCCGGGAAGAAGUUCGGCAGUCCCGGAGACAGGCUGCGCAAGAAACACUGGAACCUGGACGAGCUGCCCAAAUUCGAGAAGAACUUCUACCAAGAGAACCCGGAUGUAGCGCACAUGUCCUCGCAAGAAGUCGAACAGUACAGGAGGAGCAAAGAGAUCACAGUCAAAGGGAGAGACUGCCCCAAACCGACGAUUAGAUUCCAUGAAGCAAACUUCCCAUCCUAUGUCAUGGACGUGAUUAAUAAACAGAACUGGACUGAACCAACUCCAAUCCAAUCUCAGGGGUGGCCACUGGCACUAAGUGGUAAAGACAUGGUUGGCAUUGCCCAAACUGGAUCUGGGAAAACUCUUUCGUAUUUGCUCCCUGCUAUUGUGCACAUAAACCACCAACCAUUCCUGGAGCGUGGUGACGGACCAAUCUGCCUGGUGUUGGCUCCCACUCGUGAGUUAGCCCAACAAGUCCAGCAGGUUGCAGCAGAAUACGGCAAAGCUUCUCGUCUCAAGUCCACCUGCAUCUAUGGAGGUGCUCCCAAAGGACCACAGAUUCGUGACCUGGAGAGAGGGGUCGAGAUCUGCAUCGCUACUCCAGGAAGGCUUAUUGACUUCCUGGAAGCCGGAAAGACAAAUCUGCGCAGGUGCACGUAUCUGGUGCUGGAUGAGGCUGAUAGAAUGUUGGAUAUGGGCUUUGAACCUCAAAUCCGCAAAAUUGUUGACCAGAUCAGGCCGGACAGACAGACUCUGAUGUGGAGCGCUACCUGGCCCAAAGAGGUGCGUCAGCUGGCUGAGGACUUCUUGAAAGAUUACGUCCAGAUCAAUGUGGGAGCUCUGCAGCUCAGCGCCAACCACAACAUCCUACAGAUAGUCGAUGUAUGCAAUGAUGGAGAGAAAGAGGACAAGUUGCUGCGCCUUCUAGAGGAGAUCAUGAGCGAGAAAGAGAACAAGACCAUAAUUUUUGUGGAAACUAAGAGGCGGUGUGAUGACCUCACAAGAAGGAUGCGCAGGGAUGGAUGGCCUGCAAUGGGUAUACAUGGAGACAAAAGCCAGCAGGAGAGAGACUGGGUGCUCAAUGAAUUCAAGUUUGGCAAAGCACCCAUUCUCGUUGCUACUGAUGUGGCAUCGAGAGGUCUGGAUGUCGAGGAUGUCAAGUUUGUAAUUAAUUUCGAUUAUCCCAACAACUCCGAGGACUACAUCCACCGCAUUGGCCGCACAGCCCGGAGCCAGAAAACCGGAACAGCGUACACUUUCUUCACGCCCAACAACUUUAAGCAGGCACAAGACCUUGUGUCUGUCCUCCGUGAAGCCAACCAGGCCAUCAAUCCCAAACUCAUCCAGAUGGCAGAAGACAGAGGAGGUCGUUCAAGGGGCGGGAGAGGUGGCGGGUAUAGAGAUGAUCGCAGGGAUCGUUACUCCGGAGGCAGACGGGAUUAUAACUACAGCAAAGACAGUCACAGCAGCGACCGCAGUUACGACAGUGGACCAAAGAAACCCUUCAGUAGCCAGACACAGAAUGGGGCAACAUACAGUAAUGGGGCCAGCAAUUACAUUGGAACCAGCAGUAAUGGCUUUAAUGGGGCAUACAAUGGACAGUCCAGCUUUAAUAGCAAUCAGGCUGGUAGCUUCAGUAAUCAGGGUUUUCAGAACAAACCGUUCCAAGGUGCGAGCCAGGGAGCUGCUCAGAAUGGUGUAAAUCACAAUGCACAGUUUCCCUUCACCCCUCAGCAGCAGUCCAUGCAACCCAUGAUGCCCUUUUCCAUGCCCCCUCCUAACUUCCCCUAGAUAAAUUUGUGCACACCUGCAAAUGCACAGUAUAAUUUAUUGCCUUGCGUAACUUCUAUAUUUCAUGUUAUGACUGUUAAUGUUCCUCCCUGUAAAAAUUUAUGACUGGUUUUCCAUCUUCAUGUCUUGAAGUCUGCAGUAGUGAAGAUGCACUUUUUUUGGGGAUUUUUUUUUAUAUAUAAAUAUAUAUUCCAUUAUGCUCAUACUUUUCACUACUUUUUUUGUACAAGUUUCAAACAUUUAUAACUUUACACCUGUAAAGAUAUCUGGGCCAUUACAUGGCCCUUAAAUAAAGAACAUAAAACCCCA